Galeopterus variegatus (Sunda flying lemur) is the source of this 1473-nucleotide messenger RNA. RefSeq names its product adherens junction-associated protein 1-like. Gene Ontology annotation, cellular component: adherens junction; cell-cell contact zone; plasma membrane. The coding region runs from base 1 to 1473 and encodes 490 amino acids. Gene Ontology annotation, molecular function: beta-catenin binding. The transcript is spliced from 6 exons. The record is from RefSeq and is a predicted model, not a curated record. Lineage: Eukaryota; Metazoa; Chordata; Mammalia; Dermoptera; Cynocephalidae.
AUGGAUUUCUGCACACAGAGGUCAUCCGGCAGCCUCCUGAGGAUCACCUCCUUCAACGGGAAGGUGGUGUGGGUGGCCCGGGAAGGGCAGCAGGAGCCCAGGGGACCCACGGGGACCUGCUUUCUGUGCUCCUUACGCUCGGCUGGCCUCAGCUGCAGCCGCAAGGGGCGCCAGGUGGGCGGGGAGGAGAUCGCGUGGGGAGCUUCCAAAAAUGCCAGUGCUGAGUCUUGCCCCAGGGCCGAUGAGUGGUUCUGCGUGGGGUCUGGGUCUCAGCCCAGCUCCAUGUCCGUCCGCUGGCCGGGCUGCCACCUGGGAAGCCAUGCUUGGAUACUUAUAGCCAUGUUUCAGCUCGCCAUGGAUUUCCCCGCCUGCAAGUCCCUGGGCCCAGGCCCCGAGUUCCGGCUCCUGCCGCGGCCACCGCAUCGGCCGCCCCGGUUGUGGAGUUUGAAAAGUGGACAGCAAGCGCGGGUCCCUGUGCCCGUGUGGAGCCCUCGGCCACCCCGCGCAGAGCGGCUGCACGGCCAAAUGCAGGCCCUCUGGGCCAGGCGUGCCCACAGACCCCGGGACCAGGUGGCCGCCCUUGGGCCCAAAGCGGGGCUGGCCAGGCCUCCAGCUGCUGCCAAAUCCAGCCCCUCCCUGGCUGCCGCCUCCUCGCCCUCAUCCCCCUUGUCCAGUGGGGCCACAGAACAGACCCUCUUGCGCAGGGGGAGGCGGCACCUGCAGGGGGCCGGUUUCAGCAGUUUUGACUUCAGAGGCGGCAGGCCCACUACAGAGACCGAGUUCAUCGCCUGGGGUCCCACGGGGGAUGAGGAGAUCCUGGAGACUAACACGUUUCCGGGCGCUUAUGGCCCCACCACGGUCUCCAUCUUACAAACACGCAAGACCACUGUGGCUGCCACCACCACCACCAUGGCUACCACGGCCACCUCCAUGACGCUGCAGACUAAGGGGUUCACCGAGUCCCUGGGUCCCCGGACAAGGAUCCCUGUUGGGGUUAGCACAACGGAGCCUUCUGCCAGUCCCAGCAACAAUGGGAAAGACACCAAGCCCCCAAGGAUUCUAGGGGAGACCUCAGGGGCCAGCUACUCCCUGCCGGACACAGAGCCACAUCUUCUGGAAUUGCAGAACUUGGUCUCUGGGGGCUGGCUGGGGAGUGAGAUGCGGGCACAUCUCAUGGUGGAGUUAAGAGGCCCUGUGGAGUCUUCAAAAUCCCUCAAAGUCUGUUGCAAGGGGGUGAAGAUCAGCAAGAAUAGAGAAGUAAACUUUCUCAUUCCAGAAGUUUCUUUCAGCAGCGGGGAAAGCCAGUUCGUCAUGGGAGCAGAGGCUGAGAAUCUGCCCGUGGAGGAGAACGAUGGGCAGAACGAGUUGGGGACGAAGCUGGUGCUGGCGGAGAGAGCACCUGCCUGGCCACGGUGGAACCCAGGGCUGGCUGCUGUUGGCCGCCAGCAGCAAGCCCUCGGCUCUGCCAUGUGA